CCCUCCCUUCCCUUCCCCACCCCCUCAUGGCUGCAUCAGAAGAAGGAACUGGCUGUUUUCUCCCCAGAGGCAGGUCACAAAGCGACCCCAGCAUCCUCGGGGACACCGCCGGGACUGACGCCGAGGAGCAGCAAGAGGAGAUGGAUCCAUCCCCUGCAGUGCGUUCCGAAUAUCUGGUCUCAGGGAUUCGAACUCCUCCUGUCCGAAGGAACAGCAAGCUAGCCACGUUGGGCAGGAUCUUCAAGCCAUGGAAAUGGAGGAAAAAGAAAAACGAGAAACUAAAACAGACGUCAGCAGUGUUAGAGAAGAAGACAACCACAAGGCAAGGUCGGGACGAACUUAUUAAGAAAGGCCUGCUGGAAAUUAUGGAACAAGAUUCUGAAAGCAAAGCAGCAACUGGUGCCACCAGAGCAAUGCUGAGUGACCCUUCAUCCCCCACAUGCCAGGCACUUACCUCAGAAGAGACGCGGCAGGAACAUAUAUCAGCCACAACCAAUGCCACCUCACUUGGCGAGGAGCUGCAUUCAGAAGAGCUGAGAGAAGAUUCAGCCAAGAAGACGCCAGCUUCCUCAGAUGAACGUGAAAAUGCCAGCCUGCCAGCCUCUGAAGAGAAUCCACAAGCCUUACUUCUUUCGGAAUCUACGGAAUCGCCCCAAAAGCAGAUGGAAAGGAAUUCAGCGCAGCUCCCCAGCCCUCCUCCAUCACUUCCAGUUCCGCCACCUAAGACUGUCUCCAAAGUCUCGAAGAUUGUACCAGGACAAGCUGCUCCCUUCCAGCCCUCAGGCCAGAAAAUCUCCGAGCCCCACCUCAGAGGGCAGCACACGCCAAAUGGCUCCCCUCACCUUGGUGCCGUCCACCUGCCUUUACCUCCCAGCCGAGUCAUCGAGGAACUUCACAGAGCUUUGGCCACCAAACACCGGCAGAAUAGCUUUCAGGGAAGAGAAAACAAAGGUUCUCCCAAGAAGCGAAUGGACAUCCGCCCAUCCAGAACGUGCAGCGUUGAUCACAGCAAAGAGAAGGAAAGUUCGGUGAGCUACAACAGCGACCCGGAGAACAAGCGGAAUUCCAUCAAGGAGUCAGAUGAGAACAAAGAGAACCUGAUCAUGAACUCUGAAAUCAAGGAUGACUCUGUUUUCUAUCAGGAUGAAGAGGUUUUGAAUGACUCCAUCAUUUCUGGUACUUUGCCAAGAAAAUGCAAGAAAGAGUUGCUGGCAGUGAAGUUGCGGAACAGGCCAAGCAAACAGGAGCUGGAAGAUAGGAACAUUUUCCCCAGGAGGACCGACGAAGAGAGACAGGAGAUCCGGCAGCAAAUUGAAAUGAAACUUUCCAAGCGACUGAGCCAAAGACCUGCUGUUGAGGAACUAGAAAGAAGAAAUAUUUUGAAACAAAGGAAUGACCAAACGGAACAGGAAGAAAGGAGAGAGAUCAAGCAGAGGCUGACGAGAAAGCUUAAUCAAAGACCGACAGUUGACGAAUUAAGAGACAGAAAAAUCCUAAUUCGAUUCAGUGAUUAUGUGGAAGUGGCAAAAGCACAGGAUUAUGACAGACGAGCAGACAAGCCAUGGACAAGGCUCUCAGCAGCUGAUAAGGCAGCCAUUCGAAAAGAGCUAAACGAGUACAAAAGUAACGAAAUGGAGGUGCAUGCAUCAAGCAAGCAUUUGACAAGAUUCCACAGGCCAUAGAGGUUUUCUUCUGAGAAGAAUUUGUCUACUUUUUUGAUACCACUACUGAACAUGCAUCAGGGAAAGGAUGAAGGUCUUUCCUUGAGGUUCAGUCUAUGACAAGCUGAUGUUUCGCGUUCAAGAAGGGACUCUGCAGAGUCGGUCUCUGCAGCACACACUUAAAAGGGAGCAGCUAGCAGAGGAUGGACUUCGCCUCGGAGCUACAACAACACCUGCUGGGUGGGAGGAUUAGCUGGAAAUGACUGAAGUCGAGCUCAUCAAAAAGGAACCCAUUGCUCUCCUUUGUUACUUGUUAUUAAACUGUAUUGCAGCAUAUCUUGGGAAAGGAGAUGUUGUGCAUGUACAGGCUUUUUUACCAUUCCAAGGCCUCUGACAUAAAGGACAUGGUGCACAUCAUCAUUCAGUAUUAUCAUGGUGACAAGACAUCUGGAACUUAUCACAAUUAGUUUGUAUAAAACACUUAAUUUCAUGUUAUACAAAUUGAUUUACUAUAUUAUGGUUUCUUUCCUUUUUUUAUAUAUGUCUAACAAAACACAGCUGCGGCGUUUUUUUGGGGGGGGGGCUCCUGUUAUUCUUAUUUUCUUUAAUUAAAUGAUUACUUACUGCAGAAAACA
This is a messenger RNA of Podarcis muralis (Common wall lizard), 2296 nucleotides long. RefSeq names its product phosphatase and actin regulator 3 (gene PHACTR3). Lineage: Eukaryota; Metazoa; Chordata; Lepidosauria; Squamata; Lacertidae. Gene Ontology annotation, biological process: actin cytoskeleton organization. The record is from RefSeq and is a predicted model, not a curated record. Gene Ontology annotation, molecular function: actin binding.